UCUGUUGAUAGAGGUGGCCUCAGCAAUAUGCUGUUUCAGUGCUCGCUACCUGAUACCAUUGAGACAGUUGCAGAUGAACCACGGAAAGUUCUCCUGCGCUUGUAUGGUGCCAUCCUGCAGAUGAGGUCCUGUAAUAAAGGAGAGUCUGUACAGUCUCAGGAGGAGAAUGGCUUGCAAGGGGCAGAAGCCAUGGUUCUGGAAAGUGUUAUGUUUGCCAUUCUUGCAGAGAGAGCUCUUGGCCCAAAGCUGUAUGGAAUCUUUCCACAAGGGCGACUGGAGGAAUUCAUUCCCAGCAGGAAACUAAGUACUGAAGAACUAAGCUUACCUGACAUAUCUGCUGAAAUAGCUGAGAAGAUGGCUAGAUUUCAUGGCAUGAGAAUGCCGUUUAAUAAAGAACCAAAGUGGCUUUUUGGAACAAUGGAAAAGUAUCUAAAUCAAGUGCUGAGGAUUAAAUUUACCAGGGAAUCCAGAACUAGAAAACUGAACAAACUCCUGAGUUACAAUCUCCCCCAGGAAAUGAAAAAUCUAAGAGCUCUGCUUGAAGCUACUUCCUCACCAGUCGUAUUUUGCCACAAUGACUGUCAAGAAGGUAAUGUCUUGCUUCUGGAAGGCAGAGAGAAUUCAGAAAACCAAAAGCUGAUGCUCAUUGACUUCGAAUACAGCAGCUAUAACUACCGAGGAUUUGACAUUGGAAAUCACUUCUGUGAAUGGAUGUAUGAUUACACCUAUGAGAAGUACCCAUUCUUCAAAGCCAGUGUUUUUAAAUAUCCUUCAAAGCAGCAACAGCUUCACUUUAUCUCCAGUUACCUUUCUACAUUCCAUGACGGCUUUGAAAAUCUGAGCAAUGAAGAGAAGUCCAAACUAGAAGAAGAGGUGGUGAUAGAAGUUAACAGGUUUGCCCUUGCAUCACACUUCUUCUGGGGUCUGUGGUCCAUCAUACAAGCAAAGAUCUCAUCCAUUGAGUUUGGUUACCUGGAAUAUGCAUUAUCCAGAUUUGAUGCAUACUUUGAUCAGAAGAGGAAGCUGAAAGUGUGAACGUGGGAGGAGUGGCCUGUUGGUUACUGUAUGAAGAGGGCAGCUGGACAGAACUUACACUGUGCUUAGGCUACUGUAUCUCUAGUGAAGGUGUCACUGAAUUCCAGUUCCUUGGAACACAGGUGUACAGGAAUGAAGACUGUAUAAAAAUGACUUGUUUACAGUUGCAUAAAUACUUGGAAUGAGAUUGGGAGGUAAAAUACAACAGUGCAAUAUCUUUAAGUCUUUUUGAUCUAGAAGGUAUUUUAUAUUAGGGAAAAAGCUUA
Molecule: messenger RNA, 1301 nt
Organism: Tauraco erythrolophus (red-crested turaco)
Lineage: Eukaryota; Metazoa; Chordata; Aves; Musophagiformes; Musophagidae
Source: RefSeq, a predicted model, not a curated record